CUCAUAUACGCUACACAUGGCCAUAGAUCACAGCUGUAUUCUCCCGAGCACCUGCACCGCUUUAACCUCGCCGUUAUCUCGGACGGCAUGCCGAGCAUUCCCGCAAAAGGAUCGCCUGUGAUCCCCACCGCCGUCGGACGAUCUGGCGGGAUCCGCUCUACCGGUGACUUGACUACUCGGAAACGGAGCCCGGGAUCCAAUUCGACAGCAGAAGACGGCCCGAUCACUUCAACUCCGCCUCCGAAGAGGAAAUCUCCCCGCCUGUGUAUCAAUGGAAAUCCCAGCGGCCCUGCAAAUGGCAUUGAGAAAGAAUCUGGGGACAAGCUUGCAAAACCUAGCGAAUUGUUGGUGAAAAAGCUGCCCGAUAAUUUUGUUGCCAAGCCAAAAUGGAAUCCGAGGGAUAUGGAGCAUCUAAGUGCGGCGAAGGAGGCAUUGCACGUGUCAAGCGUGCCUUCUAUGGUCGUUUGCCGGGAAGACGAGCGGAGAAGGAUUUUCGAGUUCUGCAAGCAAUGCAUAGAACAGGAGAAGGCUGGGAGUUUGUAUGUAUGUGGAUGCCCAGGGACUGGAAAAUCGCUGUCCAUGGAAAGAGUAAACCAGUCUCUGCUUGAUUGGGCAAAGGAGGCAGGUAUUCAGACACCAGAUGUGUUAGCCAUAAACUGCACUUCCCUAACGGACACUUCAGAGAUUUUCAGUAAGAUACUUCACGAAAGCCAACCACGAAGGAAGAGCAACAGUUCACCCUCACCUUUACAGUGUCUUCAGGGCUUGUACUCUCGAAAGCAACAACAAAUUAACAUGAAGAUGACGCUGGUUAUUGCUGAUGAGUUGGAUUAUUUAAUUACCAAGGACAAGGCUGUACUUCACGAUCUGUUUAUGAUUACAACUCUCCCCUUCUCUAAAUGUAUAUUGAUAGGAAUAGCUAAUGCUAUUGACCUAGCUGAUAGAUUUCUUCCUAGACUGCAGUCAUUAAACUGCUUGCCUACUGUUGUAACUUUCCGGGCCUACUCCAAGGAACAGAUCUUCAUGAUUAUUCAGCAGAGGUUAAUGGCACUGCCGUACAUUGUCUUUCAACCUCAAGCCUUGGAACUCUGUGCCAGAAAAGUGGCAGCUGCAUCAGGAGAUAUGAGGAAAGCUCUGUUCAUUUGCAGUGCAAUUGAGAUGCUAGAAGCAGAGCUGAGAGAAUCUAUGUCCAGUUUGGAUUGGUCAUCAGCAGAGAUUGGGUACUCUACUGAACAGGGAACUGCUGCGCAUGAACUAACGAAGCAGGAAAUUGAUAUUGUGAGGGUUGACCAUAUGGCUGUUGCUUUAUCAAAGACUUACAGGUCACAAGUAGUGGAAACCAUACAAUCUCUUCCGCAACAUCAACAGAUGGCUCAAAACCUUGAGGGAUACACAGUGGGGUGCAAGGACUAUCUUCAUGGAUUGUCAUUGGGCCUCUUAAUUAUACUUUGUUCUGCAGUGAAGCUUUUCCGCAAGGGAAAGAAGGAUACGACUUUGGGCGAGCUCGGCAGAUCUUACUUAGAUCUCUGCAAAUCAACGUUGAUCCCACCAGUGGGGACUCUGGAACUUUCAAGCAUGUGCAGGGUAUUAGGUGACCAGGGUCUUCUCAAACUUGGUCAAUCUCGAGAAGAUAAACUAAGAAGAGUGACGCUAAACGUAGAUGAAGCAGAUAUUGCGUUUGCAUUGCAGGGAAUCCGCGUCUUUCGAAAUUGCCUAAAAUAAAUAAUAUCACUCUGAUAAGAAAGAUGCUGCUAGGCAAUGGCUUAUUAUUCUUGUCUGUUGUGUUCCAGUUAAUGCACAGACUGCAGACUUGGAGGCAUGAUGAAUAUGCUGGUUGCGCGCGAGAAGAGAACUAGAAGGAGCUCUGCUGUUGCGGUCUUUUAGGAUCAUGUUUGUUAAUAUUAUUUAGAACAAAAUAUAUAAUAAGCAUAACUGAAAAGAUUUGUAGGGAUAUAAUAUAUAUAUAUGCCGUGGCACAAAUGCAAUUCAUUUAUUCCUAAAACUUUCUUCUUUUUGAAAAUUCUAUUAAUUUGUUUCAGGUUGGAUUCGGCAUCUUCCAUGCACGAUAUG
Molecule: messenger RNA, 2070 nt
Organism: Diospyros lotus (date-plum)
Lineage: Eukaryota; Viridiplantae; Streptophyta; Magnoliopsida; Ericales; Ebenaceae
Product: cell division control protein 6 homolog B
Exons: 18
Coding region: 88-1722 (544 amino acids)
Biological process (GO): DNA replication initiation; cell division; mitotic DNA replication checkpoint signaling
Cellular component (GO): nucleus
Molecular function (GO): DNA replication origin binding; ATP hydrolysis activity
Source: RefSeq, a predicted model, not a curated record